Messenger RNA from Aphidius gifuensis, 3736 nucleotides. It is a transcript of the gene Nmnat, whose product is annotated as nicotinamide/nicotinic acid mononucleotide adenylyltransferase 1. The transcript has 5 exons. Bases 282 to 2999 code for a protein of 905 amino acids. The record is from RefSeq and is a predicted model, not a curated record. Gene Ontology annotation, biological process: NAD+ biosynthetic process. Gene Ontology annotation, molecular function: nicotinamide-nucleotide adenylyltransferase activity; nicotinate-nucleotide adenylyltransferase activity. NCBI's taxonomy places the organism in Eukaryota, Metazoa, Arthropoda, Insecta, Hymenoptera, Braconidae.
UAUGUAAAAUCAUAUGUCAGUGGUUCAUACCACCAGUGGUUUUAUAUCAGGCUGAUAAAUAUUGAUAAAUAUUAUCAUCAUAUUAUUAUUAUUAUUUAAAUUUUAGACACAUCAGUACAUAUCCUGUCAGCAGUAUCACUUAUCAGCAAAUUAAAAAAAUUUUCUAAAAAACCCAAGAUUAGUUUGUUAAAAAAAAACGACAAGCUAGCAAUGAUUGAAUAAUUUUUGUCUAAUCAUUAAAUAGUGAAAUAUAAAAUUAAUAAAAAAUAUAAAUUAAAAAAAUGGCACCAAAUCGUGUGAUAUUGAUAUCAUGUGGGAGUUUUAAUCCACUUACUAAUAUGCAUUUACGAAUGUUUGAAAUAGCACGUGAUCAUCUUCAUAAAAUGGGAAAUCAUGUUGUUGUUGGUGGUGUUAUAUCACCAGUUCAUGAUUCUUAUGGAAAAGAUGAUUUAACAACAAUGGAUCAUAGAUGUGCCAUGAUAAAACUUGCCAUUAAAAAUAAUGAUUGGAUAAGUUUAAGUACAUGGGAAACAAGACAAAAUAAUUGGACAAAAACUCUUAUUUCCUUGCAACAUCAUCAGAGUCUUUUAAAUUGUUAUUUACUUGAUUCUUCAAUAAUGGAAAAUUGUUUUGAUGCUAAAGAUUUCGAUUGGAUACCAGAAAGUAUUAAAAAUAGUACAGAUAAAACACCAAUUCAAAUAAAAUUACUUUGUGGUGCUGAUUUAUUAGAGAGCUUUGCAAAACCAGGAGUUUGGGAUGAUAAAGAUAUUGAAGCUAUUAUUAGCCAACAUGGUCUUGUCGUUGUUACAAGAGAAGGUUUUUGUCCAAAUAAAUUUAUUCAUCAUUCAGAUAUACUGUACAAACACAUGAAUAAUAUUUUUGUUGUUACUGAAUGGAUUCCAAAUGAAGUUAGUUCAACAAGAAUUAGAAGAGCAUUGAGACGAGGUGAAAGUAUUCGAUAUCUUGUCCAAGACUCAGUGAUUAAUUAUAUUUAUAAAAAUGGAAUUUAUAAUGCAAAAAAUCCCUCAACAACUGCUAAGUUUGAAAUUAAUUCAAAUAAUUAUUUGAAUAUUGAUGAUAAAUAUCAAAGUGUUCUUCUUACACCAUCACCAAGUCAUGAUGUCACAAUGAUAACACCAAGUUCAAUGGACAUAAUCAAUCUUGACAUGGACAAUAAAUUAAUUAAAAAUAUACAAAAUUUACCAAAAAUCAUUGAAACAAUUGAUGAUGUUAAUAAUAAAAAUUCAUCAAUAUAUUCAUCAUUGAAAACAAAUUAUCCAGGUCAAGCUAAACAGAUUAUUGCCACUGAAAAUGGUGAAUCAAUUAUUUUUCGUGAGGUAGGUUCAGAGAAUACCAGCACAAAAAAUGAAAAAAAAGAUGAUAUUCUUUCAGAUAAUAAUUGUAAUAAUAAUAGUAUAAAUUUUAUUGAAAAAAAUAUUUGUAAUUUCGAUUGUAAUGAUUAUCAACUUGAUGCAGACAAGGAAAAAAAAAUCAGCUCAAUUGUCAAUGAGGAUCAAGAAAUUUCAUCAAUUGUCAAUAAAAUUGAAGAGACAACAAUUGUUACACAAUCAAUACCGCAAAUACAAGAAGAAAAUAUUGAUUGUCAAGAUGUCUAUGAGCGAGUUGUUCAAGUCAGAAAAUCUAACUCAACCAGUUCAUCCGACGACAAUGAUGGAAAUAUCAUAAAAUCAAUUGUUAAUUCACGUAAAAAUAUAAACGAACCAAAAAGUCCAGAACAAUUAGUUCCAAUAAUGAUUGAAGGAAUUAAAAAUAAUAAUAUUAAUACAGAUAAUGAAAAAGAUAUUAAUAAUUGUGAAUUAAUUAAUUUACCAGAAGAAAAAAAAGAUAAAGCUGAAGAUAAUGAUGAAGAGGAAGAAGAAGUAGAUAAUUCAAUAAAUUUACAAGAAGAUAUUAGUACAAUAUCAGGAGCUGAUGAAAAAGAAGAUUUUUGUUCAGUUUGUUAUAGUAAAGAACGUACAAUUAAAAAUAGCAUAUAUACUCCAAGAUCAAGCUCAUCAUCACCAAAUGAAUUUGACUCAACAGAAUGUGAUAUAUGUGGAUCAUAUGAUGUUCAUGAAGCUGAAACAAUGGCUGGUAUUCCACAAUGUGAAUUGUGUGAAAUUUGUGGUGAUCUUGCUAUGGAUGAAGAUGUCAUUGCUUCAUCACAUCAUGAACUUGAUGAUAUUAUUGAAGCUAAAAUAUUAUCUAGCUCAAGUAAUUAUGGUUCAUCGAAUUCAUUGAGAAAGAAUAUUGAUUUAUCUGAAAAUAUUCAAAGUAAUGUUAAAAUUGUUGAUAUAACUGAUGAAAAUUUUGAGGAAAUUAAUGUUACAGAUAAUAUUGUUGAUGAUAAAAAAUCAAAAAUGAUGGGAAUUGUUGAGAGUCCAGUGUCAACGUCAAUUGAAGAAUUUUCAGAUGAUGAUGGUGAUGAUUCAACAUUAGAUGAUGUUGAAUUUGAAAUUGAAAAUUGUGGUCUUGAUGUUGAUGAAAAAAUAAUUGAAGAAACAACAAGUAUCGAUGGAAAUAUUAUUGAAACAAGUGAAACGUUAAUAAAAUUAAAUGAUAAAAUAUCCAAGUCAAAUGUUGAAAAUCGUAUGAAUCGUGGAAGUUCAUUAAAUUGUCGUAAUACAAAAUACAGAUCACAAACAAAACGUAAAUAUUCAUCAGUUGAUAAUCUUCCAAUAUCUAAAAAAUCAAUUGACAAUAUUAAACAACAAGAUAGCAAUAAUAAUUCAUCAACUAUUGUCAUAAAUCGUGGUAGAUUUAUUGGAUCUGUUGAUAAUGUUAGAUAUCCAAGAGCUUCAAAAAGUAAUAGCCAAUUUAGAAUGUCAGCUGAUGAUAUUGGAAGAAUUAAAGAAAUCGGAGAAGAUAAAAAUGAGCCACAUAAAUUUUUAGUUAGACAUCAAAGUGAAAGAAAUUCACGUAUAUCACCAGAUACAAUUAAAUUUAUUUUCAGUAAACAUGGUAUCAAAAUAAUAAGUGACAGAGAAACAGCAUUAUAGCUAAGAGUUUAUACGGAAAUGCUUUAAAUACAUUUUCGUUUAAUAUAUGUCAUACCAUCAGGUCAAUGAUUAAUCAACUUGAAAUUUAUCAAAGGGGCAUUAAUUAUUAUUUAUUUUCAUACUGUCCCUUAAAUUUUAUCUAAAAUAUUUUUUUUUCUACAGUAUUAUAAUUUCUCCUGGCUAAAAAAAUAAGUUUGUUAUGUGGCAUGACAUGAUGUGUCUUAGAGCUUUAUCUCAAGUGUCAAAUUAUAUUAUCUAAAAUAUUAAAAAUUAGAAUAAAAUAUAAAUAAUAAUAAUAAUAAUGUCAAUGACAAUCUAAAGGAAAAAAAAAUAAUCAUGAAUGAAUUUAAAUUCAAACUUCCAAUUAAAGACUUUUUUUUUAAAUUGAAAUAUGAAAAUUUAAAUAAUUUUCUUGUUGAUUUUUUUUAUUUAAAAAUAUAAACAAAUUUGUUAUUAUUAUUGUUAUUUAUGCAUGGUUUGCAUUAUUUGCUUUUUUUUUUUUUUUUGAAAAAGUCAAUUAAUAGUUGAAUGUAGUUGUAUUGAAAGAAAAAAGAAAUUUGUUGAUAAUUAAUUUUAUAACUUAAUUUCGAUUUAUAUUUAUUAAUGUUAAUAUUUAUUUUUAAUUAGAAUAUUUAUUUAUUUAUUUUGAUAUAUAUUAUUUCUUAUGUGGCAUGUUAAAUGUGUGUUUUCAGGAUACAACAAAACCUGCAUGCCUUCUGUAAGACAGAUUGUUAAUU